GGCACUUGGCCACGCCCAGACCCUGACCCGAUCAAUGACUAAAUAGUCCGGAUUUUCAUUCUUCAAUGGCUCGCAUUGACGGUUCACAACGAUGCCGGCGAAGAUUGCUCAGCAGCUUGUCAUCUGUAGGACUUGCAAAGUCUGCCGAUCAAGAAAAGUAAAAUGUGAUGGCCAACGCCCUGAAUGCAGUGGCUGCCGUAUGAGAAGUCAUCGGUGCGAGUAUCCAGAAGAUGGUCGAAAGGCCGCCGUCCGGUCAAAGGAGUCAGAAAUUCAAUCACUACAAAGCCAGAUUGAACAGCUGAAGCCGCAAGUUUCCGAGAGAAGUCCUUCAACUGGUAUCGAUUCGUGUCUCCAAACUCGUCCACUUCUUCUGUUCCUGCACAGCUCGGGGAUGUACGUUCUUCGAGAUCUCCGUCUAGCCGGCAUCCGACAAACGCCGAUUUUCCCUUGCCUCAGCUACACGAGUGCCCUUCCCUUGAGGGCAACACGACCGUGUAUGGUGCCACCAGUCUUCUUCAUGAUGAUGCCAGCGGUCAUUUCUGGAAGAGUCCAACGUCAAGCAAAAACGAGAUCAAUGUCUUCUUGAAGAGAGUCGCGCAGGAUCGACUCAUAGCACAGGCUGCCACGUCGUAUCAAAGAGAAGCCGUCUUCUACUCCACGCCGAGCGUCUUAGCUAACGCGGACUUUGACGGUGCCUCUGCGGAUAUUGCGAUGCAUCUGCUGGAACCGCACUGGAACCGACUACACUACACAUAUCUCUGGACAUAUCGUCCCGCAAUCAUGGAUAGCAUUUUCAACAACGGACCCUAUGUCAACAA
Colletotrichum acutatum is the source of this 818-nucleotide messenger RNA. RefSeq lists its product as uncharacterized. Gene Ontology annotation, biological process: regulation of DNA-templated transcription. Lineage: Eukaryota; Fungi; Ascomycota; Sordariomycetes; Glomerellales; Glomerellaceae. The record is from RefSeq and is a predicted model, not a curated record. Bases 92 to 586 code for a protein of 164 amino acids. Gene Ontology annotation, molecular function: DNA-binding transcription factor activity, RNA polymerase II-specific; zinc ion binding. The transcript has 4 exons.